AACUAAAACGAUAAACCUCAGCCACUGCAAACGGGCAAUAAGUAGAAAACAAGUUGGAGCAAAAAUAAUGUGAAUAUUCCCAAAUAACAAACUGAUAAGAAGAUUCUAUAUAAAAACAACCAUUAUAAAAGCAAUAUGAAAGUGCUAUUAGUUUUAGUCGUUGCCGUUUUUACGUUGAACGUUGCUUUGUCAAAACGCGACGGCGACAGACGUGAUAUGAUCAGGCACUCCACUCAUCGCGCGACGCGCGACGACGAACAAGACGUGCCCGAAACUAGUCACUGCGAACUGGAGAUAAAGUGCAAAGGAGAAACCUCGACCUCCUCGUCGCCAGUCCGGCUGCCCAUAAGAGGCCCGAGGGGUCCGGCAGGGCGCCCUGGGGAGAAGGGAGUACAGGGAGAACCUGGGAUACCCGGGAAACCGGGAGAACCAGGUAAGUCAGCGGUUCCCGCCAAACGAUUUGCUUUCUUUGUUGGUCUCGGGGAAAACAGGGGACAAAUCGAGGCCAAUGUGGAUCUCACUUUUGAUAGAGUCAUAACGAAUGUGGGCGGGGCAUAUAAUGAGCUGACGGGCAAAUUUACCGCCCCGUUCUCUGGCACGUAUCAUUUUACUGUUGUAAUUGCCGCUCAGGGGACAAAGAAGGCUGCUGUGAUGCUGAUGAAGAACGACCAAAUGAUGACGACAGUCUGGGCGGAGAGUAUUCCGUACUGGGCGACGUCAUCAAGCACCGCCAUCUUGAAUCUAACAUCCGGGGACCAAGUGUGGCUCGUGCUUCUGCAGCGAGCACCUUAUCUGCAUGGCUACAUGUACUCGUCAUUCUCCGGCUAUGCAUUAUUCGCUGAUGAAUCGGAAAAGACAUCGAAUGUGAUUGAACCUGAAAAUAACGAUUCGGAGUUCGUUGACAAGAGUGACAUAGCAAACACAAUUGUGAACGAACAAUAAUACGUACACACGACUUACAUAUCUCAGUGUCAAGUAUAUAUUGUUGUAUUUCAGUUUGUUUGUGGACGUUUUCGUGUAAUUUGUUUUACUGUAUUAUUACUGGCAUAUAACAUGACAAAUUUAUUGAGAAACAAACAUUCAAUGACAUUUAAAAUGUACAAUAUCAAAAUAGAUAACUUUCAAAAGAAUGUGUUUACAUCCCAACACAAAAUAAAUCUUAAUGUAUUUACUGAAUUUUGCAAUUACUAUAACUUAAAAAAAAAAUAAACUAGAUAUCGAGUAUACAGUAUUCAUUUAUGUACCAGUGUUUUAUCGGCUGUUCAAAUGUAUAUACGUAUUGCAAUGUGUUAUUUAAUGUUCACCAUGGCGUUUCAACAAUUUAAUCAAGGUAAAGUAUUGGCUUGGUAACAUUGUUAAUAAAUGUAUGAUGUUUAUAGUACAUGUGUUGACUGCACACAUAAACUCAAAACAAUAUACUUAUAUAUAAAAAAAGUUUCAUAGAUGUACAUUUAUUUGGCUAAUGAUAGAAAGUCAAGUCAUUUUAACCUUAAGAAAUUUUCAUCAACCAUUUAAUCUGGUCUCUGAAUUGAACUGCCUACUUAUCUUGUCCGUCAAAUGUGCUGCUAUUUAUCUGGCCCGUCAACACGUCAGUAAGUUUAUUUUUCGCUGGUCAUAUCUAAGCUAUCGGUAAAUGCCGGACUUCGGAGUUUUCAAUAUCCAUAGAUUGUAUAUUUUAUAACGAAAACCCGAAAAGGCUGUAGAGUUUUAUCAUCAAGGGCAUUUUGUCGACUCCUUUACAAAACACGUGGAUAUUUAUAAAUACUAUCUAGACUAUGAAAGUAUCUUUUCAAAAGUAUAUAUAUUCAAUUAUUUAAGUGUGCAUUGUUCAAGUAUUACAUUUUAAUACUCUUUGCAAAUUAAGAGUCACCUCAUAUUGAUAAACAUUCUGUUCUGUUCUGUAUAAAACAGGGUCAUUUGUUUUUGACGAGGCAUGUCAACAAAUGUCUGAUAAGUGACGAUUUCAUGGGAACGUUUGUUGCGUUGCUUAGAUGUAUGAUUAUGUUGAAAAUAAAGUAUUUUAUGUGA
This is a messenger RNA of Dreissena polymorpha, 2028 nucleotides long. Its product is annotated as complement C1q-like protein 4. The transcript is spliced from 3 exons. The record is from RefSeq and is a predicted model, not a curated record. Bases 136 to 942 code for a protein of 268 amino acids. Lineage: Eukaryota; Metazoa; Mollusca; Bivalvia; Myida; Dreissenidae. Gene Ontology annotation, molecular function: protein binding.